Messenger RNA from Pseudoliparis swirei, 1608 nucleotides. RefSeq names its product TP53 regulating kinase (gene tp53rk). Gene Ontology annotation, cellular component: EKC/KEOPS complex; cytosol; nucleus. Gene Ontology annotation, biological process: protein phosphorylation. The record is from RefSeq and is a predicted model, not a curated record. NCBI's taxonomy places the organism in Eukaryota, Metazoa, Chordata, Actinopteri, Perciformes, Liparidae. The transcript is spliced from 2 exons. The coding region runs from base 6 to 710 and encodes 234 amino acids. Gene Ontology annotation, molecular function: protein serine/threonine kinase activity; ATP binding.
UAAACAUGUCCCAGGAAAAGAGCAUGGCUGUCCCAGAGUUCCUCAGAAAAGCAGAGCUUAUAAAACAAGGAGCAGAAGCUCGGCUGUACAGGGUAGAGUUCCUGGGGAAACCGACUAUUGUGAAAGAACGGUUUCAAAAGCGCUACCGACACCCGGUGCUGGACGAGAAGCUGACACACCGAAGGACGGUCCAGGAGGUCCGCUCCAUACUGCGCUGCCGGAGAGCAGGUAUAUCUGCCCCUUUAGUUUACUUUGUGGACUACACAUACCACUGUAUUUUCUUGGAGGAAAUCGUUGGUUCCUCGACUGUGCGCGACCACAUCGCCGCCUCUCGGCAGUCUGAUCUUAACAAGGACCUGGGGUGGCUAGCGGAGCGGGUGGGCAGGAUCCUGGCCAAAAUGCACGACGAGGACGUCAUCCACGGGGACCUGACUACCUCCAACAUGCUGCUGAGACGCAACAUGGAGGACGGGGAGUCCGAGCUGUUCCUCAUCGACUUUGGCCUGAGCUACAUCUCUGCCCUGACGGAGGAUAAGGGGGUGGACUUGUACGUGCUCGAGAAGGCCUUCCUCAGCACCCACCCGAACACAGAGGCUCUGUUCGAAAGGCUGCUGAAAAGCUACGCGGCCGCGUCGAAGAAGUCCUCGGAGGUCAUUAAAAAGCUGGAUGAGGUCCGGUUGAGAGGGAGGAAGAGGUCGAUGCUGGGAUGAUGACCCGUGCUGUGUUUAGGGACAAGCCUUUCUGAAAAUGAUGCAAUAACAAAGUUAUUUUGAAAUAAACUGUGUGAUACAUGUUUUGUCUUCUCAUGGAAGGGCGAUACAAUACAGAUAUGGACUAUGUACAUUUUGUAACGGUGUAUUAGUCUAGUAUGACAAAUACAUCAAUAACUAUCAUUGCAUAGAAUGACAUGUAAGCAAAUUGUCAUAAUAGGUGUAGAAAUAGAUUAAUGGAAAAUAGAUCGUAUGUAGACACUUUAGAAUCAUAGUGGAACACUGAAAUUUGGCCCUGUCUUGCCCUGACACACACACACACACACACUGGCCCUCUCUGACCCCUCACACACACACAUUGUCUCUCUCUCUCUCUGCCACCCUCACACACAUACCUACACUGGCCCUUUGUAAAUAUCCUGGGAACGACCUUCUAGCUAGUUCGUCCCAUCCCGGAAGAGAUAAGACUCCCUAGCCCGGUAGAGAAUCUUCAAAAAGCAACAAGUGAAUCAUGUUUUUGUCCCGCACAUGAACUCUUCUAGCAGAAUCAAUUAACCCCAUAUACACUGAAAUGAGAAACAACAUGCACACACUACUGAUGGCUGGAGAAGGAAGACCUGGGUGGGGCCUAGAGGGUUGGACUACACCCUGUGCUCCAAUGAGGCUCCUAAGUCUCAGUCCUCGGUAUUUUGUCCACAUAUUAUAUGUAUAUGGUAAUUAAGAACUCAAUGCAUGAACCAUCAUCUAAUUAACACUUUUAAUAAAGUGGCACGUGUGUACAUUCUACAUUAGCUGGUUCCGGCUCUUCACUGGACCUUCAUGGAGAUCAUACUGAGCCAAGUAGCUUGUGUGCGACACUCGUCCAUCAAAUAUAAAAUACUCCUGGUACCCAGAUUCA